ACUGUGUAAUGAUGCUGUCUGAGCAUGAAAAAGCUCUGCAAAGUUACAAAGCACUUCUCUAUAUCAAUGUUUGUUUCUGUUUCUGAACUCCCUGAAAUGCCGCCAUUGUAUUCUUGAGUUUUCUUCUGGGAACAAACAUGUCACAAUUUUUAAGUUAAAAGGUUAGUAAUGAGUCGGCGCUUGUAUGUAAACACAUUGCUCUGCAAUGCGUUCACUGCACCAACUGCACAACAGACUGAGGGGAAGAGGAAAAAUGUUUGAAUAAAUCGUUAGUUUUAUUUUGUUUUUGCGCACAAAAUGGUUUCUCAUAUUUCAUAAAAUUGAGGUUGAACCACUCCAGUCAUGUUGACUUUUUUAACGAUGUCUAUAGUACCUUUCUGGACCUUGAAAGUGUUGAUUAUAUUGCUGUCUACGGACAAGUCAUAUUCCUCUCAGAUUUCAUCAAAAAUAUCUUAAUUUGUGUUCUGAAGAUGAACAAAGGUCUUACGGGUGUGGAACGACAUGAGGGUGAGUAAUUAAUGACAGAAAUUUCAUUUGUGGGUGAACUAACCCUUUAAGCAGGGCAGGCUGAGAGCUGUGGGAGCAAGGUGUUAAUGAGCACUAGCACGAGUUAAUGAACACUAGCGCGUAUGUUGAUGAGCGUCACCUGUGUGUUACACCGGUCUUGAGUCCCACGCAGGAACUGUAGAAAGAUAAAAGUAGGAAUGAAGAGAGAGAUAAAGCCAGGGACAUUAACGUUGUGUUUUGCGCAUGUUUAUAUGCAUCAGUUGUCAGUGAGGGGCAGCCGCUUUACUUUGGUUUUGUUUGUAUGUUUAUUUUGUUACUAAAAUUAUGCCUUAAACCUCAUUACAUCAUUUAAAUAAUUCCCGCAAAGGUAUACAGGGCUUGGUUGAGUUGCAUUACUAGUGUGUUGUUGUAUGUUCAGAGACAUAACCAGUUGUUUUUUGUGAACUUUGUGUGUUUUCGCUCAGAUAUAUCAGAAGCUUAAAUUGGCGAGGUUUUUUAAACAAAUGCAAAAACAAUUUAUUAUGACCACGACAGAGAUGAUAAUCAAAACCAAACAGAUGUUUUAUUUAUUGCUGAGACACGAGCUGUUAAGGCUCUGCCCACUUCUGGAAAAGUGUUGGGGAGCAGCAGCUCAUUUGUAUUUUGUUCAAAGUAUUAGUUCACUUUCAAAUGAAAAUUACCCCAAGCUUUACUCACCCUCAAGCCAUCCUAGGUGUAUAUGACUUUCUUCUUUCUGAUGAACAUAAUCAGAGAAAUAUUAAUAAAUAUCCUGAUGCAUUCGAGCUUUAUAAUGGCAGUAAACAGUGUGACAGAGUGACCUGUCCCUGUUGGUUAGCGCAGCACACACACCCCAUCUUACCUGCUGAGGCGAUGUGGGUGCACACGCACACUAUUAGCACGCUGGUCUUCAUACACACAAACAUAUCGACUCCGUUUCCAUCCAGGUCAGAAUCCGCCCUGCGCAUAACAACACACAUACAUACCUGAGUUGUCUUUCGUUUCUGUGUUUUGUCAUGUUAUCGUGUUAAUACAUAUCUGUGUUCAGAGUUUGUCAGCGUCUGUGUUGCCAGUCUUUCGCCUUGCUUCUCCACCAUUGGCCAGCCAAACCCAAGCGCCACCCAGCGGCCUGGAUAAAUAGUGCCAGGUCUGCUGUGUGUGGGCACUUCGGCACGAAGCAACCGGAAGUCGGCUCGUCCAUUGUCUUGUAAAUAAGGGUGGAUAAUGGAAAUGUGGCGUUAUUAUUAUGUGUUUAUUAUUAUUUAUGUCUACAUUUGUAUUUGUUGUUUUGACUGGAUUUUGUUUCUGUAAAUAUUUUGUUGUUUUAUGUGUGUAUAUAUUUUUGUGGUGUUGUGAAAACGUAUAUACUUACCUGAAUACUUACCCACCCAUGUUUGUAUGGUUUUAACAAAUAAGGGGCGGGGCUUGGACUAUAAAGAGGAGCCCCAAAAAAGUAUGUGUUGUCAGUUAACCUAAUUGAACAUGCAAGUGUGGUGCUGUGAGUAAUUUAUUUGUCAUUAGAGUAGUUUGCAUGUAUAUAUUUAUGUAUAUAUUUUUCUUUGUUCUUUUGUACAGUUUUGUUCGUUAUUUGAUUUUUGUUUUACUUUUGUAUAUAGAUUUGGUCGCUUGUCAACUGGGACUGUUUCACCUCUCGAGCACUGUAAAUAUACAUCACCUUGCACCUUACAUCUCUGUGAGUAUUGCCAUAUUUUUGGGGGGAUUUUUUUUUGUUUUCUGGGCAAACCCAGUUUCGUCUGACAGUGGGCCUACGAAGACCCGUUGUCCCACAUAUGGUGUCAGAAGUAGGAUGGCUACUCGCAAAACUGCACCGAGAGGCAGGAAGCCUAGGGUGGGGCUUUGGUCCCAGACCAAAGCGAUCACUGAGCCGGAUGUGGCCUGGGACACUGCUGAGUCAACAGAGGAGGAGAGAGAGGAGAAUCCUCCACCAGUUCGUCCCAAGUCCACAUCACCUCAAGAGUCCAUCUCUUUUGCUCCAACAUCUAGUGGUGGGAUGUUUCCAGUGAUCCGCGACUUCCUGAGUGCACAGGAGCAGAGAGAGCAACAGUAUGUAAUGGAGCUACGGAGUCUGCGGUAGUCGAUUAUGCAAGCUGUCCGGCCAGCUGAGGUGUCAAGUGAGGCCGAAAGUCCAUGGAUGGAGCUUCCAACGGCAGCUCAGCAUAGAAGCACAGCUUGUCAGAGAGACUCACCGACCGACAUGGGGUACUACCGCCAGCCGACGCCGCGAACGGAGCCAAGGUUGCCAGUCAACCAGCAGGGGGAGGACGUUGAGAACUUCUUGCGCCGUUUCGAGCAUCUUGCCAGAACCUGGAGGUGGCCAGAGGAUGAAUGGAGUUAUCAUCUGCUGUCGGGGCAAGCGCUGGAAGCCUACCUGGCCAUGGACGAGGACCGAGCGGAGGUUUACAAUGACCUGAAGGAGGCGCUGUUGGAAAAGUUCAAUAUCUCAUCAGAGACUUACCACCAACGGCUCCGGGCCACUUUUACUCCAGCUAGAGAGUCACAGAUGGAAACGUACAAUCGACCGCGGAACUUGUACCGACGCUGGGUGAGACCUGAACUGCGCACAAAAGAGGAGAUCGGUGAGACAAUAGUCCUGGAACAGUUUCUGCAUGUUUGUACCCUAUGAGAUUCGGGUCUGAGUCAAGGAACCGACAAUUGGACUGGAUGCUGCUAAACUGGCUCAGCAGUACCUUAACGCUCACCAUGGCAGUCAAUGCUCUCAACCAAUGAAAGGUAAUUUUAAAACCCCUUCCAGUAGUUCUGGGGAACCUAAUACUGGCUCUAAUGUUACUCAGGCACAAAAAGUGGCUCCUGAGAAAAAACUUUUUUGCUUUUACUGCCAACAACUGGGUCACAAAGCAACAGUGUGUCCAGUGCAUAAAGCUAAACUGACUGGCUUUUGUUAUGUCCCAAGAGAAGAGGACAGUGUGAACAAUGUGCGCAAAACACAGAAUGUGCAAGUGACUGUAAAUGGACAAUGUAUGAAAGCUUUGUUAGACACUGGAAGCUCCUUGUCACUGCUAAAGAAGAGUCAUAUGUCACAUGUUCCAUUUGAUAAUUUGGUCAGUGUACAAUGUGUUCACGGGGAUGUCAAGCAGUACCCCCAAACAGAAGUUAAUGUAUGUGUGCAAGACCAAACUUACCUGUUGAAUGUGGCAAUUGUAGAUGACUUACCUGCUGAUAUGAUUUUGGGAAGAGACUUACCAGUGCUCACUGAAUUGUUGCAUUCUGUUGAAACUUGUGUGUCCACCUCUAAUGCUGUUAAUGUUGCUUGUCCAGUAAUGACACAAGCCCAGGUUAAAGCAGGUCUGCAGCCAUUGCCAGACUUUCAUCAUAGUCUGCUGCAAGGUAGGACCAAGGGCCCCAGGAAGACACGUUGCUAAUGGCAACUGGAAAAAGGCCUGGGUACACCAGCCCCUAAGAUCCAAACCAAGGGUCUGGGAAUUCAUGACUGGCAGGUCCCAGAGUCCUAACUGCAAAGAGCUGACAAGUCUUUGAAACCGCUGUUUACUAAAGUGUUGGAGGAAAAACAAGCUGACUUGUGUGGGGAAAAAUAUGUUGUUGUCAAUGAUAUAUUGUACAUGCAAACCCCUGAUUCUACCCGUUCGGUUGUCCCUACAUGUUGUCGUCCCCUUGUGUUACACCUAGCACACAGUGUUCCAUGGGCAGGGCACAUGGCACUGAAAAAGACUUAUGCACGCAUUAGCUCACAAUUCGUUUGGCCCUCCAUGUACACUAAUGUACAAACAUACUGCACCACAUGCCAUACAUGUCAAAAGACCAGUGCUGUGCGCAAACGAGAUAGGGUACCGUUACAUCCUCUGCCUGUGAUAUCUGUCCCCUUUCAGCGCAUCGCCAUGGACAUUGUGGGGCCGCUAGAAAGAAGCAGUGCAGGGCACCAAGGAGGUCAUCAGUGACUACGUGACAAGGUAUCCUGAGGCUUUCCCUCUCCGUUCCAUCACUACACCGAAGGUCAUCAAUGUUCUUGUCCAGCUGUUCUCCGGAGUGGGGAUACCCAAGGAGAUCCUCACAGAUCAAGGGACUAACUUUACGUCACGGCUGAUGAAGUUACUGCUCAAGAACAUGCUUCGCAAGUUUGUGUCAGACACUGGAAGGGACUGGGACAAAUGGCUACCAUUUUUGCUGGUACAGGCUGAGCUGCACCACCUUCUGGGUAGAUAUGCCUUGUUGUUCCAUCAGAGGCCUGGGCAAACCAGCUUUGUACAACACCAGAUCCACCUGCUCGAUCAGAACCAUUCAUGACAGCGACUGUAUCGUGUUCCUGAGAGGCUGGUGGCACCUCUGAAAGCAGAGAUUGGGAUGAUGCUGGAGUUGAGAGUUAUUGAGCCCUCUAAGAGCAAGUGGAACAGCCCAAUAGUUUAGUCCCAAAGAAAGAUACAUUACAUAUCUACAUUGACUUUCGAAAGCUGAAUGCUCAGUCUAGGUUUGAUGCCUACCCAAUGCCACGCAUCGACGACCUGCUGGAACGUAACAGCCAAGCCAGGUACAUUACAAUCUUUGAUUUAUGUAAAGGAUACUGGCAAGUCUCUCUGGAGGAGGCGUCCAGAUCCUACACGGCGCUCUGGACCCCGCUGGGACUAUACUAGUUCACAGUCCCACCACUCGGGCUUAAUGGAGCACCCGCAGCAUUCCAGCGACUAAUGGACCAAGUCCUCAGAGGCUGUGAAGAGUGGUUAGCUGCAUAUCUGGAUGAUGUUGUCAUAUACAGUGCAACUUGGAUGACCAUCUCCACACCUCAGAGAAACCCUGAGCAAGAUCCAGGAGGCUGGCCUGUCUUUAAAUGUGGCAAAAUGUGAGUGGGUGAAGUCCGAGACCUACUACCUUAUCACCUGGGAAAUGGAGAACUAAAGCCUCAAGUGGACAAGGUAGAAGCUGUUCGACACAGCCCAAGACCAAGGACAAAGAAGGAGGUCAGAUCCUUCUUAGUACUGGCGGGGUGGUAUCGACGGUUCAUCCCCAACUUCUCUAGUCUCGGGUGACUAGGUGGUACCUCUCCCUUCAACCCUACCAGUUUAAGGUCAGACAUCGACCUGGACCCCAAAACAAAAUUGCUGACUACCUGUCCCGAAAUCCGGUCAGUUUGUGGCCUGGAGAGAGGUAGGUGAUGUGACAGAGUGACCUGUCCCUGUUGGUUAGCGCAGCACACACACACCCCAUCUUACCUUGUCCAUCCUCCGUUCCUUGCUGAGGCGAUGUGGGUGCACACGCACGCCAUUAGCACGCUGGUCUUCAUACACGCAAACAUAUCCACUCCAUUUUCAUCCCCGUCAGAAUCCGUGCUGUGCAUAACAACACACAUACAUACUUGAGUCGUCUUUCGUUUCUGUUUUGUCAUGUUAUCGUGUUAAUACAUACCUGUGUUAAGUUUGUCAGCGUCUGUGUUGCUGGACUUUUGCGUUGCUUCUCCACCAUUGGCCGGCCAAACGCGAGCGCCACCCAGCGGUCUGGAUAAAUAGUGCCAGUGGCAUUUACACGUUCUAUGACACAUUCUAUGGGAGACCUGAGACUCAUAUCAUCUUGAAUUAUUAAAUUAUCUUGUACAAAGGAUAAUUAUAGGACUUUAACAGAUAAGUUGUUUGGAUAAGUUGACUGAGAGUCCUGAUCCGAUCACAGCUUCAUUUCAUAAUCCAAAUUACAUUUGAGUGCUUAGGUCAAAAUUUGAGCAGUUAAACAACUUCAGAUCUUUUCUUUUUGUCCUGCAGCUGUGAAUCGAUAAAGGGUGAUGGCAUCUGUUAAAGAGCUGCUCAAGAAAUCACUGUAUGAACUGGAAGGGGAUGAUGUAAAGGAGUUUCAGUGGCACUUAGAGAAUGAUCAUGAGUGUAUAUCAAAGUCUGACAUGGAGAAUGCGAAUAGGUUAAAAACAGUGAAUAAGAUGGUGGACCGCUUUGGACCAGAAGAAGCUGUGAAGAUCACGGUGGAGAUCCUGAGGAAGAUAAACCAGAAUAAUCUGGCUGAGCAGCUGGAGAACAAUCACAAGCAAGGCUCGACUGCAGAUGGCAGACAAGCUACUCUUCAUGAUUACAAAGAGACCAGCCUCAAACUGAAGAACAAAUUAAAACAGGACUACAAGCGGAUAUUGGUUGGUAAUUCACAGACAGGUCAUCAAAAAAACCUGAAUGAUAUUUACACUGAUUUAUAUGUGGUAGAGAAUGAGACUGGAGGAAGAGUAAAUGACCACGAGGUGAGACAGAUCGAAUUGAAUCACAAACAAUAUGAUGCCAAGGACACACCAAUCCAAUGCAGUAAUAUUUUUAAAGUCAAUGAAAACAAAAAGGUACUGACGAUGGGGAUCGCAGGGGUUGGAAAAACUGUGUCUGUCAAUAAAUUCAUUCUUGACUGGGCUGAAGGAAAAGAAAAUCAGAAUAUAGCCUUUAUUUUCCCUCUGCCAUUCCGUCAGCUAAACUUGAUUACAGAGAACUGCAGUCUCAUGGGACUGAUUCAUGAAUAUUUCUUUAGUGAUUCUAAAGAACUGCCCUCUCUUCCUGAAGGUGAUGGUAAGGUCUUGUUCAUUUUUGAUGGGCUGGAUGAAUGUCGCUUCACUUUGAGCUUUAAAGAGGGUGGCAGAAUUACAGAUGUUCACAAAAAAACAACAGUGAGUAAGAUAAUAACAAACCUUAUCAGGACAGACCUGCUUCCCUCUGCUCUCAUCUGGAUCACAUCCAGACCAGCAGCAUCCAGUCUGAUACCCCGAAACUACAUUAAUCAGGUGACUGAAGUGCGAGGAUUUAAUGAUGAGCAGAAAGAGCAAUACUUCAUCAAAAACAGCAGUUCUGAGGUUUCUGAAAACAUCAUCAGUCACAUCAAGAAAUCCAGGAGCCUGUACAUCAUGUGCCAUAUCCCCGUCUUCUGCUGGAUCUCUCUCACUGUUCUUCAGCCUCUACUGGCUCGAGAGAGCAAUGACAAAACACCAACAACUCUCACAGAGAUGUACACAAACUUCUUAAUUUCUCAGCAACAACAAAUGAAAGAAAAAUACUGUGAUGACCCUGAACCCAAAGCCAAUGCAAUGUCUUUUGAUGAGAUUAUUCUGAAGCUUGGGAAACUGGCCUUUCAACAGCUGAAGAAAGGUCAACUGAUUUUCUACAAAGAAGAUCUUGAGGUAUGUGGACUAGAUGUCAGUGAAGGGUCUGUCUACUCUGGGUUAUGCACUCAGAUCUUUCAGGAGGAAAAGGCUGUUUCAGCAAGAAACGUUUACAGCUUCAUACAUCUCAGCGUCCAGGAAUUUCUUGCUGCUCUUCAUGUGUUUUUGAUUAGCAAAUACAAGAAAGCAAACCCAAUUCUUCAAUCAUGGACAGAAAAACUGAAAUGGAAACUGUCCGAAAAGUCACUGUUUCAGCUUCACAAGGCUGCAGUCAACAAGGCUUUGCAAAGUGAGAAUGGACACCUGGAUCUUUUCCUCCGGUUCCUUCUGGGUCUCUCACUGGAAUCCAAUCAGAAUGACAUGAAGGAGCUACUGCCAGGACUGGAACUCAAAACAGAGAGCCUGAAAAACACUGCUGACUUUAUCAAAAAGAAGAUACAGGAGGAGAAAUCAGUAGAGAGGACCAUCAAUCUCUUCUACUGUCUGAAUGAACUGAAAGAUGACUUUGUGGAGGAAAUCCAGAAGAAUCUGCGAUCAGGAAAUCUUUCAGCACAGAAGCUUUCCUCUGCUCAGUGGUCUGGUCUGGUGUUUGUGCUCCAGAUGUCAGAAGAGACUCAAGAGACCUUUGAACUACAGAAAUACAGAAGAUCUGAUGAAGCAGUGAGAAGACUGCUGCCAGUGAUCAAAAACACCAGAAGAGCACUGCUACAUAGUUGUAAUCUCACUGUUCUGUCUUGUGAGAGUUUGUCUUCAGCUCUACAGUCCUCAAACUCUGUCCUAAAAGAGCUGGACCUGAGUAACAAUGACCUGAAGGAUUCAGGAGUGAAGCUUCUUUCUGAUGGACUGAAGAGCCCUACCUGUCAUCUGGAGAUAUUGAGAUUGUCUGGCUGUAUGGUGACAGAGAAAGGCUGUCAUCAUGUGUCUUCAGCUCUGAGUUUGAACCCUUCACACCUGAGAGAGCUGGAUCUAAGCUACAAUCACACAGGAGAUUCGGGAGUCAAGCUGCUUUCUGAAAAACUGGAUGAUCCAAACUGCAAACUGGACAAACUCAAUGUGGAUCAUGGAGGAGAGAUCUGGAUUACACCAGGACUACGAAAAUAUUCCCAUCAGUUCACUGCGGAUCUGAACACAGUGAAUGAAAACCUCCAUCUGUCUGAGGAGAACAGAGUGAUUACUAACACUGACACAGUCCAGUCGUAUCCUGAUCAUCCAGACAGAUUUGAUGAGUAUUUUCAAGUGUUGAGUAGAGAGAGUGUGUGUGAUCGACGCUGUUACUGGGAGAUUGAGUGGAGUGGUGAGGUGUAUAUAUCAGUGUCAUAUAAGAGCAUCAUCAGGAAGGGAGGGGGUAAUGAGUGUGUGUUUGGAUGUAAUGAUCAGUCCUGGAGUUUGUUCUGCUCUUCUGACAGAUACUUAUUCUAUCACAAUAACAUAGACACUGAACUCCCUGUAGAGUCCAUCAUCAGCAGUAGAAUAGGAGUGUAUGUGGAUCACAGUGCAGGAACUCUGUCCUUCUACAGCGUCUCUGGAGACACAAUGAGCUUCAUCCACACAGUCCAGACCACAUUCACUCAACCGCUCUAUCCUGGAUUUGGGGUUUAUUCUCGAUCAUCAGUGAAACUGUGUUGAUGAAUCAGAACAGACUGUAGAGAGAUUCUACCCAUAAUGCUUUGAGCUCAUGAUAAUUCAGUGACUGUCACACACUUGACUAGAUGAUCCAAGAUAAGAGUCUUGACACAGAAAGACGAUGAACACUUUUAUUUACAGUAUCUUCAACACGUCUCAAAAGCAACAUUUGUGUCACGUCACAAACACCUUUGCCAUAAUAUUCUGUUUUUGGAUUUAUCAUAAACACACAGUUAUUGAAAACCUAAAGCUCUUCUAUCAUGAGCUCCUGUGAUCAUUUGUGAUCACAAAAAAAAAAAAAAACUGCAACCAGUAUCAGAAUCGACCAAUUUGCUUCUAAAAAAAUUGGAAUUGGCCACGAAAAAUCAAAAUAGGUGCAUCACUAAUAAAAAAAAAUAUUAAAUAAAGCAUAUAAAAAUGCAAUAUUUUUUCGCUGUAAAAACAAAUGCAGUUUUCAUGAGAAGUGUAAUAGUUUUCUUGAGAUUCCUUUAAAUAUACAUCUGAAUUUAUAGAAGAAAAACUGCAUAUAAAUGAUUUUAGAAGACUUUUAUUUUGAAGUUAAUCAUCUGUCAUUGUGUGAGUGAAAUGUGUUGUUUGGCUUCAUUAAUGUGGGUAAAAAUACUGUAAAAGAGUUUUAUCUUAUAAAUCUGUUUCUUCUUUCAUAAACAGUUUCACAUUUCUUCACAUUUUUAAGGUGUAAUUUAAACAACAUUGUGUUACGAUCUCUGUAUCUGAAAAUACAAAAGUGAGGAAAACAUUAUUGUAAAUAAAAGUCUUACUGUGCUUA
Molecule: messenger RNA, 10034 nt
Organism: Ctenopharyngodon idella (grass carp)
Lineage: Eukaryota; Metazoa; Chordata; Actinopteri; Cypriniformes; Xenocyprididae
Product: NACHT, LRR and PYD domains-containing protein 12-like
Exons: 6
Coding region: 6266-9250 (994 amino acids)
Molecular function (GO): protein binding
Source: RefSeq, a predicted model, not a curated record